UCAGUCUUGUACCUCAGAACCGACGUUCACUUCGACCGUGUGCUUACGCCAGCUCUGACAGUCUCCUUUUACGAACGACAUGAUAAAGUAACACAAUUUUUUUCACCUUACCGAUGAAAUACGUGGAGUGUCAAUAUAUAAAUACUUUAUUUAUAGAAAAUUUUACAAAUGGAUCCCAAAACAAACGAUUCUGUUGAGGAGCAACCCUUGAAAACUCAAGUAAAAAAUGAUUUCAAGAAAAUGUCGCUAUUAAAUAAGUUAAGAUUUAUGAGAUCCAAUGUAACCGUGGAACCGGUGCUGGCAUUGUUUGUGAUGCCAAGCGUUUUAGCUGUAAUGGCAACUCAAAAUCUAAAUCUAGAUAAAGCCUGCAGAGUUAAUCUAGAUUUUCCAGAUGAUGUGUGCACUAAUUUACGAUUGAGAAAGAGAGAAAAUAUUAGCUCUUACGAAGAUGAAGUUCAAAAGCUGAUAGCAUCAGUUCAAGCUUGGAAAAGUGUUAUCCAUACGGCUGUACCAACUCUAUUAAUGUUGUUUAUCGGUGCUUGGAGCGAUAAGACCGGGCGCCGGAAAAUUUGCAUGACAAUGCCUAUCAUCGGGGAAUUUAUUACUUGUGUUUUAAAUAUGGUGAACACAUAUUUUUUCUAUGAAGUCUCUGUGGAGUGGACUGUGUUCAUGGAGGUCAUAUUCCCAUCGCUCACUGGAGGCUGGUAUACUAUUUUACUUGGUACAUAUAGUUACUUGGGAGAUAUAACUUCAAAAAAUACAAGGACUUUUAGAUUGGGCAUAUUGAGUUUGUGCAUGACUGUCGGCUUUCCUAUGGGAAUGGGAUUUAGUGGUGUUUUAUUGAAGUACAUAGGAUAUUAUGGUGUAUUUUCCCUAUCCGCACUGCUUCAAUUUUUUAAUUUCUGCUAUGUCUCCUUCCGUAUUAAGGAUCACACUUGGUUGAAUAAAAAUGAAGAGGUAAAAAAGAGUGGUGUCAUUGGGUUCUUUAUAGAAUUCUUUGACAUCGAUAGCAUUAAGGAAACAUUCAAGAUAGCGUUCAGAAAAGGUCCGAAUAACAGAAGAUUACGAAUAUGUCUUAUCCUCGCCGUAGUUUGCUUGAGCUUUGGACCUAUGUGGGGUGAAAUGAGUAUAAUGUAUAUUUUUACUCGCUACCGAUUUAAUUGGGACGAAGUAAAAUACAGUAUUUUUUCCACUUACAAACUCAUCACACAUUCUAUAGGUACAAUAUUUGCGAUCAGUGUUUUCAGUAAAAGAUUAGGAGUUGACGAUUCUGUGUUGGGAAUUAUAUCUACUUCAAGUAAGAUGGCUGGGGCUUUAGUGACAGCUUUUGCAAGAAGCAAUUAUGAAAUUUAUGCUGCACCGCUUGUAGAAAUAUUAGAUGGAACAACGACAAUAGCACUUCGGUCAAUCGCUUCUAAGUUGGUUUCUCAUCAAGAAUUAGGCAAAGUAUUUUCACUUUUCGGUGUGGCCGAGACUAUGAUGCCUCUGAUUUUCGCUCCUCUAUAUUCUCGAGUGUAUAUACUGACGCUGCAUAUAUUGCCGGGAGCUGUCUUUCUAUUUACUGUACUAGCCACAGUGCCAGCUGUUGGUAUAUUUAUAUGGUUUUAUGGUCAGCACAAAAAAGAUUUAAGAAAGAAGAUAUUAGAAAUGCAACCGCCACAAGUACAUGAAGAAGCAAAAAGUUCUGACAGUACCACGGCAUAAACGAUAGGCUCCACUUGGCAAUAUCUUCUAUUCUAAAAAUAAGCAAAUAAAAUUAAGAACAAAA
Molecule: messenger RNA, 1768 nt
Organism: Danaus plexippus (monarch butterfly)
Lineage: Eukaryota; Metazoa; Arthropoda; Insecta; Lepidoptera; Nymphalidae
Product: probable peptidoglycan muropeptide transporter SLC46
Exons: 7
Coding region: 169-1704 (511 amino acids)
Biological process (GO): transmembrane transport
Cellular component (GO): membrane
Molecular function (GO): transmembrane transporter activity
Source: RefSeq, a predicted model, not a curated record